CAGACGCCCGGCAAUGCAGUCUUCAUAAUCCUACCCAUUCCCUUCAUCUUCAUAGCAGCAAAGCCUCUUUUCCUCAUCCUCCUCUACUGUUCUUGAUCGCUUCAGGAAGACACACCAGUAAUCCCAUCAUGAGCUACCAGCAGCAGGGCGCCAGCGCCACGGCCUACCCUCCGCCGGGCCAGCAGCAGCAGCAGGCCUACGUAGCGCCGCCGCCGGCCGGCUACCCGCAGCGGGACCAGCAGUAUCCUGACGCCGGCGGCGCCGACACCACCACGAGCCGCGGCGGCCAUGGGCACCACCACGGCGGCGGCUUCUGGAGAGGCUGCUGCGCGGCGCUGUGCUGCUGCUGCCUCCUCGACGCCUGCUUCUGAUCAAGCCAAUUUUAUCCGCCGCGCUCAGUUACGAUACGUGGUCUGACGAGUGCUCCUGCUGUUCAUCACGGUUCAUGUGGAGUCCGGACGUCAUGUACUAGUUGUUUGUUUUCCUUUUUCGCUUGGUUGGUUACACUUUUGUGAGUAAUACUAUUUGUUGGUUGCGCAGCACCAUUUCUGUGUAGUGUAUCAUGGUGAUGUUGCUCGAUCUCUUGUACAUUGAUUAUGUCUAUAUAUAAACAUGGUUCGUAGUAGUA
Messenger RNA from Aegilops tauschii subsp. strangulata, 628 nucleotides. RefSeq lists its product as uncharacterized. Gene Ontology annotation, cellular component: plasma membrane. NCBI's taxonomy places the organism in Eukaryota, Viridiplantae, Streptophyta, Magnoliopsida, Poales, Poaceae. The record is from RefSeq and is a predicted model, not a curated record.